Molecule: messenger RNA, 2897 nt
Organism: Dromaius novaehollandiae (emu)
Lineage: Eukaryota; Metazoa; Chordata; Aves; Casuariiformes; Dromaiidae
Gene: HTR2B
Product: 5-hydroxytryptamine receptor 2B
Exons: 4
Coding region: 1013-2404 (463 amino acids)
Biological process (GO): smooth muscle contraction; phospholipase C-activating G protein-coupled receptor signaling pathway; heart development
Cellular component (GO): dendrite; plasma membrane
Molecular function (GO): G protein-coupled serotonin receptor activity; neurotransmitter receptor activity
Source: RefSeq, a predicted model, not a curated record
GCAUAUGCAAGCUAUCACGAAUAAAAAAAAGUUAUAAUACUGUAGCGAUACUGGAUGUGCACAUCCUGAUGCAGCAACACGGGGCAUACGUUAUAGCACUGGAGCACUGAGUAAGUUAACCCUGUCUGGCUCUUUUCCAGACAAACCCCAUCACUCAUUUAUUUCCUUGCUUUCAAGCACUGGAGCUGGAUGCACUGGAAGGAGUCAAUCAACAGCCGUAGCAGCAGGCUGCAAGUUUUGCUAAUAAACAAAGAGAAAACCAUACACAGACUGAGAUGCAGACCAAGAGAUGUGAAACGCUUAGAUCGCAUGUGUUAGUCACGUAAAGAAAGAAUGGAAGGACAGGAAAAAAGAACAUUUUUUUUUCUUUUUUAAAUGUGGCAAGAAUGAUUCUUCUCCUUCAUUCAAGAAUUGGAGAAAAUACCUGGGUAAGAAAUAUAUUUUUCCCCAACACAGAAAUCCUUAAUCUUGCUGCUAAAAGCAAAAUAAGUGAUAAACAGAGGUGCACACAGAGACAAGCUUAAGAAAAGUUACAAAACCCAAAAAACGAACGAACAGCUUUUUUUCUAGAGAGUAGUGAAAAAUCGUAUCUGAAAAUCCACCCUGCAAUGAAAAAGGAGACCAUGUUACAAAGGAUCUUCCUGGAUACCAAGUGAAUUCUACAGAAAUGCACAAGAAAGGGCUAUUGAAUUCUCUCAUCUAAUCUGCUGAAACCUGAACCUCCCUAUAAAGGGGCGACCAGACCCUGCACCCUACCAGCCAGGCAUGGACACCAGACAAGACUUUCAUUUUUAAGAUCUGGCUGCGCCCAGCAAGGCACAGGAUACAAAGUCUGGCUACAAGCUCUGACAUGGUUACUGUAUCUCAAAAUAGCAGAUGACCAAUUUACCAUACUGACCAUGCUGGCCUUUCUUCAGGACCAUCCGGGACCAGAGAGGAACAGUGAAUUCUUACACCAUACACAAUUUCUGCGCGAAAUACAACUCCUGAGCACGUUCUGCUGGGCACAAAAAUGUCCUAUCCUUUCCAUUUCUUGAACGGCUCUGGAGCUGGCAAUGGAUCUGCGUUGCCUCUCUCAGUAACGGGAGAGCCCAAACAGAGCUACCCGAAUGACGAACAAGGAAACAAAGUGCGUUGGGCAGCUUUACUGUUCCUCCUGGUGAUAAUCCCCACCAUCGGGGGGAACAUACUCGUUAUACUGGCGGUAUCUCUGGAGAAAAAGUUGCAGUACGCUACCAACUACUUUCUGACCUCCUUGGCAGUGGCAGAUUUACUGGUGGGUCUGUUUGUGAUGCCGGUUGCCCUUCUCAUAAUACUAUUCGACAAUGCCUGGCCUCUUCCAACCGCUCUGUGUCCCAUCUGGCUGUUCCUUGAUGUCCUCUUUUCCACAGCUUCCAUCAUGCACCUCUGUGCCAUCUCACUAGACCGCUAUAUUGCAAUUAAAAAGCCAAUUCAGGCUAGCCAGUACAAUUCGUGGGCUACAACAAUCAUCAAAAUCAUCGUGGUUUGGCUCAUUUCAAUAGGCAUUGCUAUUCCAGUCCCUAUCAUAGGCAUUGAAGAUGGAAAUAGCAACUCUACAAACAUAACGUGUCUCUUGACGCCGGAACGUUUUCAAGACUUCAUCCUCUAUGGAUCAGUGGCUGCAUUCUUCAUUCCCCUCACUAUCAUGAUAGUCACUUAUUUUCUGACAAUCCAAGUGCUACGCAAGAAAGCCUACUUGAUCAACAAGCCACCCCAGCGUUUCACUUGGUCAACAGUGUCCACAGUAUUUCAGCGGGACAUAACACCUGCAUCCUCACCAGAAAAGGUGGCUAUGCUAAAUGGCUCCAGAAAGGACAAGACUUUGUCCAAUGAUAUGCCUGUCUGCAGAAUGUCUACAAUCGGGAGGAAAUCCAUGCAAACCAUCACCAAUGAACAAAGGGCCUCAAAAGUUCUGGGGAUUGUAUUUUUUCUUUUCUUGCUGAUGUGGUGCCCAUUCUUCAUAACAAACAUAAGUUCAGUCCUGUGCAAUUCCUGCAACAAGGAAGUUUUUCAAAAGCUCAUGGAAAUAUUUGCUUGGAUAGGAUACGUAUCCUCAGGAGUGAACCCUCUUGUCUAUACGCUCUUCAACAAAACAUUUAGGGAAGCUUUCAGCAGGUAUAUCACUUGCAACUAUCAGACCACAAAGCCUGUCAAGGCCCUUCGGAAAUGCUCCAGCAGGAUCUCUUUCAGAAAUUCUGUGGCAGAAAAUUCCAAGCUCCUUGUUAUGCAUGGGAUGAGAAAUGGGAUUAAUCCCAUUAUGUACCAGAGCCCAAUGAGGCUGAGGAGCUCACCUAUCCAAGCAUCAUCAGCCAUUCUGCUGGACACACUGCUGCUCACAGAGCAUGAAGUUGAUAAAACAGAAGAACAAGUCAGUUAUGUAUAGUGGAAUGACAGCGAUGUCCAUAUCAUAGUAUUACUGUAUGUAUUCUAGGUAACUGUGCUAUAAGAGGGUAUAAAUAAUAUUUUUCUUUUUGUUAUUUAUGCAAGCAAUAUCUCAAAUUUGUAUUAAUUCCUCUCCUCCAAAGUCUCCUCUACUUUAACCCUAAAUUCCAUGAUAGCAACCACAAUUGCAUUCCAUGAUAAACAAUGACUAUUGCAGAACUGUAGUCUACAGGAAGAGGGAAAUAAAUAAAAGAAGCUAAAUCAAUUUGAGUAACUGACUUAGUUCUCAUCUUCAGCCUCUUCAAAGUACAUUUUUACAAGACAGCCAUCCCUGUACAAACACUGCUGUAACAUUCACUUUGGCAAGAAGACAGAACUCUCAACAGGUCGAUGAUACUCUACCUAAGACUAGAGUGAUGAAACUAACAGGCAAGAUACAAGCUUGCUGGUUUUGAUUUAACUGCACAGGCUAAAUAAAACAGCAUAUGAGGUCA